Molecule: messenger RNA, 650 nt
Organism: Coccinella septempunctata (seven-spotted ladybird)
Lineage: Eukaryota; Metazoa; Arthropoda; Insecta; Coleoptera; Coccinellidae
Exons: 4
Coding region: 96-650 (184 amino acids)
Source: RefSeq, a predicted model, not a curated record
AAAAAGUAAUCAAAUAAAAUACCUAUGUAUAAAAAAUAUGGCAUCAAUUUUCAUUCGGUUUGUUUUGUUGCGUUCCAAGAUUGUAAAAUUCGGUGAUGUCAGUUUUCCUUUUCUGGACACUGUUUAUUUUUCAUGCAUUUUUCAAUGGAUAUAUUUCGGCAAUUAAGGAACUCAAAAUGGAAAUCGAAAGCAUCACAGUUUGUCCAGGAAAUGAUAAGAUGAGGUAUCCGAUACGUGAUCUAAGUUUCAAUAGAAUGAACGAAACACACUCGGUUCUGAGCUUCAAAGUAGAUUAUUUGGACGAUAUAGGAGAAAAUAUUUGGACUCAGAUCGAAUUGGAAAGAUGGGCCAAUGGAGGAUGGGUGAGCGUUCCUUUUAUAACGCAGAAAAAUCCGUGUAAGAUGGGCCUUAACUACUUUCCGGAAAUCUGGGUUACCUUUCUUAAGGCCAUGAAAGUUGAAGAACCCGAUAAAUGUCCAAUUCCAAAGGGGAGCUAUUCUCUACAGAAUUUCCUUAUUCCAAUACAAACUGUAAAAAUUCCACUUUGGACAGGUAGAUUUCGUCUGAAGAAUAUUUGGACUGGGUCUAAGAAAUCGAAGGAUUACUACUAUUGCCUAGAAGUGGGAUUAACUUGCGAAGAAAAGUUAUGA